UGCUCCAUACGUCCAGAACUAACAGAAUAAAGUCAUCCUUAAAGCUCUUCCCAAACUUCCAGAAGUUUCUUCAUCUUGCUACAAAGGGGGAGGAAAGCCCAAAUUCUGGAAGUUUAUGCACAAGAAACUUUAACAAUCAGAAAACCCCUGAAGGUUGCUGCUGUGUAUGCACAUUCCCCGCAGCCAUGCACUUGAAGAUCCUAAUCGCGUUUUGUUUACUGGUCACUGCCAACGGUGCUGUGAAGAAAGAUGCAGCUGCUGAGAAGAAACCUGCCGCAGCUGCUGAGAAGAAACCUGCCGCAGCUGCUGAAAAGAAGCCUGCCGCAGCUGCUCCUGCUGCCGCUGCUCCUGCUGCUGCAAAGCCUGCCGCUGCUCCUGCCCCAAAGAAACCCCUGAGUCCCUCCGCCACCAUACUGGCCGACCACAGCGUGGGCCUGGCCAUCAACCUGUACCAGAACAUGGCCAAGGAGAAGGGCACGGAGAACAUCGUCAUCUCGCCCGUGGUGGUGGCCAACUCCCUGGGCCUGGUGGCCUUCGGUGGCAAAUCGUCCACGGCCUCACAGGUCAGGGCAGUGCUGAGUGACGACCGUCUGAAGGACGAGCAGCUGCACCCCAGCCUGGCGGAGCUGCUGACGGAGAUGAGCGACGCGGCCGAGCGCAACGUCACCUGGAAGAUCAGCAACCGCCUGUACGGGCCCAGCUCCGUCAACUUCGCCGACGGCUUCGUCAAGGACAGCAAGAAGCACUACAAGUUCGAGCACUCCAAGAUCAACUUCCGCGACAAGCGCAGCGCCGUCAGCUCCAUCAACGAGUGGGCCACCAAGUCCACGGACGGGAAGCUGCCGGAGGUCACCAAGGACGUGGACAAGACGGACGGCGCUAUGAUCGUCAAUGCCAUGUUCUUCAAACUUCACUGGGACGAGCAGUUCCACCCCAAGAUGGUGGACAACCGUGGCUUCCUGGUGUCUCGUACCCUGAAACUCUCCAUUCCCAUGAUGCACCGCACUGGCAUGUAUGGCUACUAUGAGGACACGGAGAACAAGCUGUUCAUCCUGAACAUGCCCCUGGCCCACAAGAAGUCCUCCAUGGUCUUCCUGAUGCCCUACCACGUGGAGCCCCUGGAGCGCCUGGAGAAGCUCCUGAGCCGCAAGCAGCUGGACACCUGGUUCAGCAAGAUAGAGGAGAAAGCCGUGGCAGUGUCCCUCCCCAAGACCAGCGUGGAAGUCAGCCACGACCUUCAGAAACACCUUGGUGGGCUGGGCCUGACCGAGGCCGUGGACAAGACCAAGGCCGACCUGUCGCACAUCUCCGGCAAGAAGGACCUCUACCUCUCCAACGUCUACCACGCCUCGGCCAUGGAGUGGGGCACGGACGGCAACGCGCCCGACCACAGCAUCUACGGCUCGGACAAGCUGAAGAGCCCCAAGCUCUUCUACGCCGACCACCCCUUCAUCUUCAUGGUCAGGGACACCAAGACCAACUCCCUCCUCUUCAUCGGCAGAAUGGUGCGGCCCAAGGGUGACAUCAUGCGCGACGAGUUAUAACCAGUGUGAACGUGUGUGUGCGUGUGUGUGUGUCCGUGUGUGUGUGUGUGUGUGUGUGUGUGUGUGUGUUCUACACACUGCAAAACAUUGCAGCCAGUCAAACAUAAAAAAGCAAGUUCCCCUGCUGACUUAAGUUAACUGAACUCGAGACUUAACUCAACUCGAGGCUUUCUCAAGUUGAGUUAACUUAUGCCUCUUUUCCACUGCUGGUUUUCUGGUAGGCCUACAGCUCGACAGAACGUGACUCGUACGCCACUUUUCACUUUUCAAUUGAGCUGUAUCAUGCCUAUUCGAAAAGCAAAAAGUGGCAGCAGAGUCACACUGUCGUGCUGUAGGCCUAGCAGAAAACCGACAGUGGAAAAGAGCAUAUACAAACUUAAGGCAGCAGGGCAACUUACUUUUUACAUUUAACAGGCUGAUAUGUUUUACAGUGUGUAAGCGAGACGGGAGCAGAACACUUUCACCAACAUAUGCAGGAGGAACAACAUGCUUAUAUUAAGUAUGCUCCCUUUAAAAUCUGCCAUGAGGUUAAUGUAUGCGUUCCUCUCAGGGAUUCUCUGAAAACUGAAAGAAGAUUUAAAAAACAUGUUCACUGUAAACACCAAUUAUAUUCAGUUUUUAGAGAAUGUAAACUGGGAUUCGUCAUUAAUUGUGGAUGAAGUUAAAAAAUGAUUUCAAAUGUAGUUUUAAAGUCUUAAAUGGUUUGCAGAAUGCAGAACAAACCAUACUAAAACCAGAACUCUUUAUUUUUAAAUUGGAAAUUGUCAUGUUUUAUAUAUAAUCGGACCAGUUUAAACAAAGCUGCAAUGUGACGACAAACGAGUUGUAAGUCUUAUUUCACUGACACCAUUUAAAGUUGUGGUUUGAAAAGAGUGUGUUAUUUAUGUUAAAUUGACCAUCUUCGUAGUCUAGUGUAUAAAGGUUUCACAAGUUCCAAAUUCAGAACUAUGUAUCUACACUACACUUGCCCGUGUUAGAAUCAUUCCUCUUGUAAAGACACCCAUGCGCACUGACACAACCUGUGGGAUCUUAGCUUGAGUAAAGUGCAGUACCAAUAAAAAGCCAUUUGUGGAAUAUGUCUGUUCCCACAGUGUUUGAAUGUGAGGGUGACAUGGAUAUUGUCUUCAAUGUUUUGCAAUAAAAGAUUUUACUUAACACAA
Molecule: messenger RNA, 2704 nt
Organism: Engraulis encrasicolus (European anchovy)
Lineage: Eukaryota; Metazoa; Chordata; Actinopteri; Clupeiformes; Engraulidae
Product: serpin H1-like
Exons: 6
Coding region: 186-1544 (452 amino acids)
Biological process (GO): collagen fibril organization
Cellular component (GO): endoplasmic reticulum
Molecular function (GO): serine-type endopeptidase inhibitor activity
Source: RefSeq, a predicted model, not a curated record